AAUAAGAGAAUCAGCCAAUCGGAUUCCAAAUUGUUCAUCAGUGUGGUGUUAUGUUAUUUCCCAUGUGUGGAAAUUCUCACUUUUCUCUCUUUCUAAUGACUUGAGCGCUUUAUUUCAUGUGUUUUACGGACAAAAUGGAGCUUUUAGUUGUAUGUGUGGCAUCUCAAACAAGCUAAAACAGCGGGGGUUUUUUGGUUACUCGGUGUGAGCCACACAAACGUACUCAAGGGGCGUCAAGAUGUCCUGGUCGCGGCUCCGAACCUGCCGCUGGUACCUGAACCGGGCGGUCACUCUCGGGGGGUUUCUUUUCCCUACAAAACUACGAAUUCAAGGCCAGCUCGAUUUGGCCUUUCGUCGACGGUGCGGCACCGCGGCUGGAGGAGGCGAGGUACGGGUCAGAUUCGCCCCAAGUCCGACAGGUUUCUUGCACCUCGGAGGCCUCCGCACCGCUCUCUACAAUUACAUCUUCGCCAAGAAGUACGGCGGCUCGUUCAUCCUGCGUCUUGAGGAUACCGAUCAAAGCAGGCUGGUACCGGGGGCAGCCGAGGCCAUAGAGGACAUGCUAGAGUGGGCGGGUAUACCUCCAGAUGAGAGUCCUGGCCGAGGCGGGCCGUUGGGUCCGUACCUGCAGUCAAAAAGAUUGGAACUUUACAAACAAACGGCAUCGGAAAUGUUGGAAAGGGGUCAUGCCUAUCACUGUUUCUGCACCCCCCAGAGGCUGGAGCUCCUCAAAAAAGAAGCCCUGAGGACCGGACAGACCCCCAGGUACGACAACCGCUGUCGACACCUUCGGGCCCAGCAGGUUCAGGAGAAGCUGGUCCGGGGUGCGCCUCAUGUGAUCAGGUUUCGUCUUCAGGAGGGAGUGGAGCCCUUCCAGGAUCUCAUCUUUGGGUGGAAUCGUCACGAGGUGGCGCAGGUGGAGGGCGACCCCGUCGUGAUGAAAGCGGACGGUUUCCCCACCUACCACCUCGCGAACAUCGUGGACGACCACUACAUGGGGAUCAGCCACGUACUGCGGGGCUCCGAGUGGCUGAUCUCCACCUCCAAGCACCUCCUCAUGUACCGCGCCCUCGAUUGGCAGCCGCCCGCCUUCGGCCACCUGCCGCUGCUGACCAACAAGGACGGCAGCAAACUGUCCAAGAGGCAGGGGGACAUAUUCAUCCAAAGAUUCCAGAAAGACGGCGUCCUGCCGGAGGCUCUGCUGGACAUCACCACCAACUGCGGCUCGGGAUUCAGCACCAACCGAGUCGGACGGACGAUAGAUGAGCUGAUUUCCGAGUUUAACCCCGCGAAGAUCACGACGCACUCUGCUCUCCUCGACCUUGAAAAACUUCCAGAAUUCAACAGAAUCCACCUGCAGCAUCGUAUCGAAGACGAGCGACAGUGCAAUCUUCUGAUAAAGGAUCUGCAGCGACAAAUCCGAGAGGCCUACCGGGGCGAGAUCCAGGAUGAAGAUGUCCUGCACGAGGAUUAUAUCAGGCGGGUGCUGGACUUACGGAAGGGUCACCUGUGCUAUCUGCAGGAGCUUGUGACUCCCUCUUACUUGUACCUCUGGGCGCGUCCUACCUUCUCCAGCCAACAGGUGGCGGCACUCUCCACCGAGUCCCGGCACGUCGCCACGCUGGCCCUCAAAUUAGCGGAGGAAAUGGGAGAGGGGGCAGCUGUCGAUCAACUGAGCAAAGAUUUAAAGACGCUGGCUAAGCAAACCAAAGAGACCAAAUACAGAGAUGUGAUGAAGCUCUUGCGACUGACUCUUAGCGGACUCCACCAAGGACCCAGUGUCGCAGAGAUGAUGGUAGCUUUGGGGCCCGCGGAGACCGUCCAUCGGUUCCGGAAACUUCUUCUGCUGGAUGAGACCAGUUAGCCAGAACCAACCACGACAACGACAACGUCCUCUAGUCCAGGAUGAAGCCUCCAUGUAGGAGUUUACAAAUGACACAAACAAAAUGAACUGCUGGGAAAAGUAAUAAAGUUCUUAAUUAUUCACA
Syngnathoides biaculeatus (alligator pipefish) is the source of this 1988-nucleotide messenger RNA. RefSeq names its product glutamyl-tRNA synthetase 2, mitochondrial (gene ears2). Lineage: Eukaryota; Metazoa; Chordata; Actinopteri; Syngnathiformes; Syngnathidae. Gene Ontology annotation, molecular function: ATP binding; glutamate-tRNA ligase activity; tRNA binding. Gene Ontology annotation, biological process: glutamyl-tRNA aminoacylation. The record is from RefSeq and is a predicted model, not a curated record. The transcript is spliced from 10 exons. The coding region runs from base 239 to 1864 and encodes 541 amino acids.